AUGAAGCAUAUCAAUUGCAGUGGGACUAGGACAGAGGUCAGCAGAAGCACAUCAUCAAACCCUCCAAACGCUCAGGCCUUUUCUCUCUCACAGAUAGGCCUGCAACAUGGCGCCGCAGCAAAGACUGAGAUCGAACGGGGUCUGAGAUUCUACGGAGUCUUUUUCCAAAAAACAGCCCAGUUCUCAUGGGCCCAAGUGUGUGAUACGGCUGCCAAGUUUGAGCCGUUGCUGUCGAGCCAUUGGCCAGAUUACUGCACGGAGAUGAAAGGUGUCGCCAAGGGUGCAGAUGUGCCCUACCUCUCCAUCUUAGCCCUGAAUGUGCGCACUGAGAUUGCAUUUGGAUUGGCCAGAGACGGCUGCACAGCUGUCUUCUGGAAGACCGAGACGUCUUGCUUCCUCGCUCAGAAUUGGGACUGGCAGGAGGAGCAACAAAUGAAUCUCAUCAACCUCAAUAUCAGCCAGGAAGGAAAGCCAGCUAUCAGCAUGAUCACGGAAGCUGGCAUAAUUGGGAAGAUUGGCCUGAACUCCAGGGGUGUUGGUGUCUGUCUGAACGCUAUCCGGGCUCAGGGUGUUGAUUUCCAAAAACUACCUUGCCAUCUAGCCCUGAGGACGUGUUUAGAAAGUACUUCCACUGAAGAAGCCGUGGUAGCAUUAAAAAAAGCGGGCGUGGCAAGUUCUUCACAUCUCUUGGUGGCAGAUUCAGAAUCGGCGAUCGGGCUCGAGUGCAGUCACCUUGCUAUAGUGGAAUUGACAAUGGAACAAGGAAUUAUCACGCACACAAACCAUUACAUCAAGCCGCACCAGGGCGUGGAAGAUCUCAUGGCGCUGAAGGACUCACCAACAAGAUUUGAACGCAUCGACCAGCUUGUGCGCGAGCAGAAAGAAAGGCUUCAGGAGACUGGGACUCUGAAAUUGGAAGACAUUCGAUCAAUGCUCAAAGACGAAGAAAACUUUCCUACAGCAAUUUGUCGAUCAAAGACCAACGAUAGCUCAAUCACGACUUUAUUUAGCAUCGCAAUGGACCUGAAAAACCGGAGGGCGGAAGUUGUGACAGGGAAACCCUCUUCAGAGGCAGCAAUGUUGUAUCUGGUGCCUAGGGAGUAG
Letharia columbiana is the source of this 1104-nucleotide messenger RNA. RefSeq lists its product as uncharacterized. Lineage: Eukaryota; Fungi; Ascomycota; Lecanoromycetes; Lecanorales; Parmeliaceae. The transcript is spliced from 3 exons. Bases 1 to 1104 code for a protein of 367 amino acids. The record is from RefSeq and is a predicted model, not a curated record.